AUGACACCCGUAGCGGUUCGAUGUCCUACCGAUGCCGCUCUAGCGCUGAACGAGGUCGAACGACGCGACUUCACCAGGGGGCUUCCCGCCGAAUUGCUGGUCGAGAUUUUCAGCAUGGUAAAGGACGACAGCGAAGGCACGGAAUGGCAGACCGUCACUUGGGUCGACCGACGUUGGAGGGCGAUCGCUUUAUGUGGCUCCAAACUCUGGAAGACAGUCUUCUUCGACCACAGGCUUGCUCCCGCGGACGCCCUGGAAUUGGUCCAGCGCUCUGGAUCGGCGAGGGGGUUGGACCUCACGUUCGAUGCUCGUCUUGCGCCCUGCCACGCGCGGGAGAUGCUCAAGUUGACCCAGAAACACGGUGCCUGCGCUAGGAUGCGGAAGUUAGCGGUCUGGACGGCGAGCGGCGGCUUCUCGGUUCUCCGCGACUUUCUGAUGUCUCUUCAGGCGCCCCAUCUCGAGAGUUUGACUCUUGUCGACGAGACAAAGGAGAGAUCUUGUCAUGGCGUCAUGGAGGUUCCAUUUGAAGAGAAUGACUCAGUCUUCAUGGUGCUCGCGGAUCUUCCGCAGCUGAAGGAGCUCCGCAUGCGAGGCUUCCUGCUCCUCGUCCCGCCUACGACGCUCGCACGGCUGUCCAUCCUGGAGACGUCCGACACCGAUAAAUACAACCUCGUCAACCUGGGGCCAGAGUCAAUGGACGAAUACCUUCAGUCCCUUCUCACUUCCUGUCCAAACUUGGAGCAGCUCGUGCUCCACGGUUUCCAUGCGGGGUCCUACUUGGACUGGGAGAAAGUCACGUUGCCCGGGCUGCAGUACCUGGAGAUUUUGCACGAGAGACCAUAUCAGGCCCCUCUCUACAACCACCUAAAGAUUCCCAAAACCGCCGCUGUUCAUCUCUACACGCCCCUCAAAGACGCCAAACAGAAUGUACUGUUGUACCAAGAUAAUUCGCUCCCCCCUCUUUUCGAGAACACCGCAUCGCUCGCCUUCAACGCAAACACCAACCAGCACGUGUGCGGCUGGCGCACCGCGCACCCCACCGGCUCGCCCGCCUGGUGCAUCAUGGGCGAGAUGAGCCGCCUGGACGCCCGCACACGAAGCGAACUCCUUCUGCGGGCCCUCCGCGACCUCCCACGCACCGUCAACUUUCCCAUGCCUAUCGUGCACCUCGAAUUGCACAUCCACUUCACGAUGCCCGACUACCUGUUCGCCGCGGUCUGGCGGGAGCUCCUGCUCUCCCUCCCUGCGUUGCGCGUGCUCCGCGGCGGGGGCGAGCGCGCCGCGCGCUCGUUCCUUUGCGUACUCGCGCCGCACGCGCGCUGUGGGCCCUCAGAGCGGGCGCAGCGGUGCAGCGUGCUCCUGCCGCGCCUGCGCGAGCUCGGGCUGUGUCUGGUCGCUCUGAGGGCCCCGAUGUGCGUGUGCAUCGCAGAGCGGGUGCGCUUCGUCUCUGUGCUGCGUAUCUGGCUUUCGGCGGAGGCGCACGAGGACAAGGUCACGCGGAGGGAGACAAGGAGGAACAGACGCAGCUUGACGGCGGAGAUGGAGCGCCGUUGGGGAACGAAGGUCCGUGCGGAGUAUCGCGAGCGAUGUGAGACGUGCCAUCAUGCGGCAGAUCGUGCGGGGGUGUUUGGCCACAACGACGACUCGGGGUUCGAUUUGGCGAUCCCUAACCACAGGCUCGGGGAUGGGGAUGAGGACGGAGGAUGGCAGCCGGCAGAUGACCCGGACGAAUGGAGCUCGACGAGCGGGGCCUACACCGAGGAUUCUGAGCAAGUCGCGUCCUCAGCUGGAGAAGAUUCCGACAAUGACUGGUCAGACGGCUCGUCUGACGACCUGACGUCGAGCGUUUCUCACCGGGAGGUCAAGACCCCAGAGAUGACAACUGCAGGAGAGGUCUACCAGUACGAAUCUGAGUCGGAUAGCGGGGAUGAGUCGGACGACGAGCGUGAGGACUCGGAGGACUCGGAGGAUGAUACCGACGAUGACUGGAGCUCAAAGUCAUCAUAG
Trametes versicolor FP-101664 SS1 is the source of this 2007-nucleotide messenger RNA. RefSeq lists its product as uncharacterized. Gene Ontology annotation, molecular function: protein binding. The transcript has a single exon. Lineage: Eukaryota; Fungi; Basidiomycota; Agaricomycetes; Polyporales; Polyporaceae. The record is from RefSeq and is a predicted model, not a curated record. Bases 1 to 2007 code for a protein of 668 amino acids.